GCACGAAAAGAAGAAGAAGAAGAGGUCUACGUGAUUGGAUUAGAUUGCAUACAAAGUCGGCGCUUUUAUUGCAAAAUAAAAAUUUAUCUAUACACAAACUUUUAAAUAAUAUCUUGGAAAAACGUUCAACAAAUAGCAAAUUUUACAAAAAUUAUAAAAUGACUGAAGUUAAGGCCGAUGAAACUGAGGUAAAUGCUGAUAAUGCUAAGGCAGAAAAAGAGAUGUCAAAGGAGGACACAGCGCCGCCAGCAUCAAAUGAAAAAACCACACAAGAAGAGGAAAAGGAAGAAGAAUUGUCGCAGCAGGCUCAACAAACAUCGCCACCGCCUCCAUCAUCUUCAUCGGAAAAUGACAAAGAAGCCAAAGACGAUGGUCUAACACUAAAUCCAUUGAACAAUGACAACGAACACCAGUCCGAGACAGAAAUCAAGGGAAAAAAUCGUCGCUAUUGGACACCCAAAGAAGAAGACCGCUUUUUUCUCAUAUGGGGUAGAGAGAAUUGGCGUCUCACCAAACAUGGCAAAAACACCAUAUUCUUUGCCCAAUGGGCUGAGGAGAUGAAAGAGAGAUUCGACAUCGAUGUCAAGCCCGAGGAGGUACAGUGCAAAGUAAAUCAAACGAGGGCAAAAUAUAGGCAAGUGAAGCGUCUACUGGAAACCGAUAGAAAUGCUGUAAAGUGGAAGAAAUAUGAUUUGGUGGAGAAGAUAUUAAAGAACCAAUAUCGUUCCAAAGAUGAUGAACCCGUACCCCAGGAGGCUUUGGAAAAUAAUCGUGAUAUGUCACCCACAGAGUUGUUAAACAGUAACAGUGAUACCCGACCGCCCUCUCCAAAUGUCAGCAAUAUCUCCAACUCGGAACAGAGUAUUAAUUUAAAUCAGACACCUGGAGAUAAUCAACAAAUUACUGAAGAUGUUUCAUUGACCGAACAAAAUCUCUCCUCAAAUGUCUUCAGCAACAAUUCAAAUACAAGCUUUAGCACUGAGCUGUUUGGACUGGAUCAAAUGGAAAUUAAAAAGGAAAUUGAAGGCGAUAUAAAAAUGGAAGGUUUUUCCGAGUUUUUACCAAUAGACCCUCAAGAAACCACCAAUUCAUCUGCUGAUGGUCAGAAAACAUCACAAAGUGUAACAGUAGUCACACCCCAAGCUAUGCCCCCAGAAUUAGAAGCCGUAAUUAAUGGCAAUAUGGGUCUAGCUGCAGUUAACAACAGCCGAGGAGCAUUGCCAAAUCACACAAACUUACCAUUGGUGAGCACAAAUGCUAACAGUGGGGUAGACGGUAACGUUACAAAUCAUACAAAUAGCAAUCAUACCACAAUGGAACCACCCAGAAGGUCUUCAGUAUCUUCCACAACAACACCACGUAAACGUAAUCGCUCUGCUUCAUCCUCGACGGCAGCAGCAACGGCGGGAGGUGCUACAUCCACUGCUCUUACAACAGCCGCAUCGGCGGCGGCUGCUAUGGCUCAAGAUUCCCUAGAGCAUUUAUAUUUGGAAGAAAUCAAGAAAAAGAAUAUCAUACUAGUUGAACAGGGAGAAAUUAAUCGCAAGCGUUUAAGAUUGGAAGAAAGAAAGGUGAAGUUAAUGGAAGAUUUCUUCCCAAAAUAUUUAUCCUUACAACAGGAUAUCUUAAAGAAAUUAGAUAAUCUAAACAACAGUACACCAGAAUCAAUUAAUAUACGAAUAGAGGAUUAAGCAGCCACAAGCAUGUGGAACAAAUUUUGUUCUUGAAUAACACUUUUCUUGUUAAGUUUAUAAAAUACUAAGUUUAGGUAAUAACAAGAACACGGAGACAGCGGUCUUGUCAUCAAUAUUGUGGGAAAAAAACAAGAAUGAUUCUAAACAGAUUACUAUUCAAAUUAGUAAGUGAGAAUCUAUAAAGAUGGUUCCAAGGAAAAGCAUACUUUGCGAGUAAGCUCGGUCAUUUCAUUCUUUAGUGAACAAACCUAUCAACAUGAUGUAUAAAAAGUAUUCAAUUUCCUUUCAGAGACCGCUAUUUACUUCGAAUCGAUAUUUUAUAUUUUCUUAAUUGUAGUAAUUUAUAUUUUUAUGUCAAUUUAGGGUAAGGUGUGCCCGAGAAACCACAUUUUCAUAUAUUUUAUCCAAAGUCAUUUUUCUGUAGGAAGCAUGUUAACUGUCCCAUAACAAGAAGUCUUCAAUGUUUUGUAAUGCAUUCAUUUAAUUUUUCAAACAAAACACACACACAGUUUCUAUGUACUUUAAUUAAGUCAGUCCAUAUAUUUGUAUAUUUUAAAAAAAUCGAUUUUUUUAAUUUAGAAAUUAUUUCAGUAUGUCCUUAGCAGGUUUGUAGAUGUUAUAUUAAUAUAUCUUCACUCCAUAGAAAUAGUUUUAAGUUAUAGCAAUUAAAAAUUAAAAAUGUUUCUUCUAUGUAAAAACAAUAAACACUAAAUAUACAU
Musca domestica (house fly) is the source of this 2413-nucleotide messenger RNA. RefSeq names its product activating transcription factor 7-interacting protein 1. Gene Ontology annotation, biological process: positive regulation of DNA-templated transcription. Gene Ontology annotation, cellular component: nuclear body. The record is from RefSeq and is a predicted model, not a curated record. Bases 159 to 1691 code for a protein of 510 amino acids. The transcript has 3 exons. Lineage: Eukaryota; Metazoa; Arthropoda; Insecta; Diptera; Muscidae.